Messenger RNA from Budorcas taxicolor (takin), 1793 nucleotides. It is a transcript of the gene RPP40, whose product is annotated as ribonuclease P/MRP subunit p40. The coding region runs from base 17 to 1249 and encodes 410 amino acids. The record is from RefSeq and is a predicted model, not a curated record. Gene Ontology annotation, molecular function: ribonuclease MRP activity; ribonuclease P activity. Lineage: Eukaryota; Metazoa; Chordata; Mammalia; Artiodactyla; Bovidae. The transcript has 9 exons. Gene Ontology annotation, biological process: tRNA 3'-end processing; tRNA 5'-leader removal; endonucleolytic cleavage in ITS1 to separate SSU-rRNA from 5.8S rRNA and LSU-rRNA from tricistronic rRNA transcript (SSU-rRNA, 5.8S rRNA, LSU-rRNA). Gene Ontology annotation, cellular component: ribonuclease MRP complex; multimeric ribonuclease P complex.
UCUGCGCGGGGAGAGCAUGGCCACGCUGCGCCGGCUGCGAGAGGUGCCCCGGCACCUGCUGGUCUGUGAGAAGUCCAACUUCGGCCAUGACAAGUCGCGCCACCGGUAUCUCGUGGAGACGCACUAUUACAAUUACAGGGUUUCAUUUCUGAUUCCUGAAUGUGGGAUACUAUCAAAAGAACUGAAAGAUCUGGUCAUGGAAUUCGGACCCUAUUACUUUGUGAAGGAUUUACCUCUUUAUGAGUUAAUCACACACGAAUUCAUCAAUUCUUUUGUCACGAAAGGUUCGUGCUAUGCGCUGACAUACAACACAAAUAUUGAUGAGGAUAAUACUGUUGCCCUGCUCCCAAAUGGGAAAUUAAUUUUAUCCCUGGAUAAAGACACGUAUGAAGAAACUGGACUUCAGGGCCGUCCGUCUCAGUAUUCUGGCAGGAAAACCAUGAGAUUCAAAGCAGUGUGGCUUUGCCUCGUCUUUAAAAUUCCUUAUCAGAGAGGCUCUCACGCGACCGCGUACGACUGUGAGAUUCGACCGCAUCUUGUAAAGGUCGUAGGCGGGGGCCUGGUCUGUUAUAUGCCUGUGUUUCGGGUCACAGUUGUUUCCAUUGAUCUGAUGGAUUUAUCCUCUAACCUGGACUCUAAGAAGUAUAAAAGAGUAUCUUGGGCCUUCAAAGAAAAGAAGCCGUUGAAGUUUGAUUUUCUUUUGGCGUGGCAUCAAACAGGUGCAGAAGGAUCCAUGAUGUCAUACUUUUCCGGUUACGGAAUUCAGGAGCAUCAGCCAAACAUAGCGCUGAGCACGACGCGGGACCUGCGGUGCCCCGUGCUGCGGAGCGGCCUGCUCGAGGGCGAGCCGGAGGCAGCCUGCAGCGCCCACGAGCUCUUCGACUGGCUGGGCGCCGUCUUUGGUCACGCAGACCUAAAUAAUGAGCCUUAUAAUUUCGUAUCAACCUACUGCUGUCCUCAGCCAAGCGCAGUGGUGGCCCAGGCGUCCUUGGGCACCAUCACUGGUUUCAUCCUCCCGGAGCAGAUAUGUGUCCUGUUGGAACAGCUGUGUCGCUACUUUGAUGAACCGAAGUUGGCCCCGUGGGUGACGCUGUCCGUUCAAGGCUUUGCAGACAGCCCUGUGUCCUGGAGAGAAAGUGAGCACGGUUUUCAGAAAGGAGGAGAACAUUUGUACAACUUCGUGAUCUUUAAUAAUCGGGACUACUGGCUUCAGAUGGCCGUGGGGGCGAAUGACGGCUGUCCGCCAUAACAAGCACAGAAUCUGCAGCCACGCUCGCCGGUGUGCGUGUGUCGUCGUUCGUGGCGGCAUGAGGACAGUGGUCGCUCAGACUUGGAUGCGGUUUCUCAGGUCAGCGCCCGCCAGCAUCUGCUCUGGACUCGGGCCCCUCCUCUGCGCGCAGCCAGGCCUGCUGUCCAGCAGAAGUGUACAGCUGGUGUCUCCUUGUCCGUGUGAGCCCAGGGGGUGGGUGACUGCCUGGUGCCUUGGGCCAGGAUGGCCAGGGGCCCGGGGUUCUGGGACCAUUGGGUAAGAUGUGCGCUGUGACUGUAGCUUUCUCACAUAAUAACAACAGACAGUCCUUACAUCCUGCUUAGCAGAGCCAGUUCUGCGUUAAGCGCCAUUUGUGUGUUGCCUCGCCUGGGUCUCACGUCAGCCCCUUGAGGGGCAUAAGCCGCUGAAGUCACCUGCUUGUGGGUUCAGGACUGGGCCUCAGGCCGCUGGUUCCUGCUUCUGGGUCAGGAGGGAUGUUUAGAUGCUGCACAUUGUUAAAGAGCGAGUUACGGUAACAUACAAG